This is a messenger RNA of Cooperia oncophora, 363 nucleotides long. Lineage: Eukaryota; Metazoa; Nematoda; Chromadorea; Rhabditida; Trichostrongylidae. The record is from the annotation of a GenBank genome assembly.
AUGUAUUUCGUUGUGCCAGCUGAUAUUGUACAGCAUGAUCUAGACAGGAUGGCUCAGCAUUGGCAACUCAGCCGAUUUCCAAUUUGGGUGUGGUCCUCUCCAUCAGGUGUCUCGCUUCUUCGUUCCUCAAAUUUCGACAUGAACUGGGAAGCUCCCCAACUAAAUGAUAAAGUAAUGAAGCGAGUUGCUCGUGCUACAAAAGGUGAGCAUCCACCUCAUGCGAUUUCUUUGAAUCCUGAUAUCACGCCGCAGAAGAUCGCCACAUCCUAUGAUCGAUUGCGACGGUACUGUUCUGCAGGUGAGAAUAGAGAUCUCAGUGAUUUUCUUCUUCUAAUCAAUCCAGUUUGGAUACUCUCGUCGUGA